Molecule: messenger RNA, 675 nt
Organism: Mesorhabditis spiculigera
Lineage: Eukaryota; Metazoa; Nematoda; Chromadorea; Rhabditida; Rhabditidae
Source: the annotation of a GenBank genome assembly
AUGGAAGGGCGAACCCUAUUCGCCGACCACGUUGGCCACUUCGUCUGGCUGGUCGUCUACAAGCCGCUGCCGAUCAGCAAGAACCCGAAUAAAUUGGUGGGCAUUCGAAAAGUGACAAUUCUGGGGUAUCCUGUUGAGAAGGAUCGGCCGCGGAGGGCGCCCAGCAAGAGCAAGAGCAGGGGAAUGCAACGCGAAAGAACCCCAUCAGCAAGCCGUUUAUCCACAGCAUCCCCGGCAAGGAUGCCGACACCAGCUGGAACGCCGACCGUGCCACCGGAAUAUAUGGUCAACCGGUAUAGCUAUGAGGGCGAUGGAAUGCACACCGGUGGCGAUAAUUUGGCGGGCGAUCCUCUGACCACGAUCAGGACCGUGCAGCGAGCAUUAAGGGAAAAGAUUGAGGUCUCGAAACAGGAAGGGAAAGACGUCGAGGCGACCGUUUGCUUGCGGGCGAUUCAACGGCUUGAGGAGUAUGAGGUCAGACUUGAGGAUAUGGCAAGCCGGCGAAGCAAAGCCCUGACGGUCGGAGAUAUGCAGGCGGCCGAACGUCUGAAUCUAAUGAUGACAGACAGCCGGGAUACUGUACUACGCGCCAUCCACGUGGAUCUGCUGCUGAAUCGGGCAGAGCUCCGUUCGAUCGGCGUGGGUUCGAGGUGGAAGGAGACCCCGGAAAGCUAC